UCUGCAAUUUGUUACCCAAACUCCCGCUCAUUUCCUCAUACAACGUCUCUGCAACCCUAACCCUAAGUUUCAACUACCCUUUGCAAGCUUAACCCUAAAUUUCUCAACCACCCUCUGCAACCCUACCCUAAAUUCCAAUCCCUCUCUAAAGCCCAUCCCUAAAUAUGGAAAGGUUUCCAAAUUCUGUGGACCUACAUGCCCUAUUAGGGCAUUUGAAGAACUAUCAACGGAAAAAAUCGAAAUUGGAUAAUAAGAAAGAUAUUAUUCUAAAGAUGAUGGAGUCGGUCAAUGGCCAGGUGAGGGUCAAGACAGAAGAUCAUAUCAAAGCCCUAGCUGCUGUUAGAGAUUGGACCGGCAAAGACGUACAGGCCGUUAUUUCUGCCAUGCUCGAUGAAGAAUCGAAGAAAACCCUUAUCAAAGCUGCUGAAGUUGCCGAUAUUCCAUGGGUUUACCAUCCGAAGAUGAUUCGUUACUGUGAAGAUGAUCCCACCUGGGAGGAAGUAUGUGUUUCUUUUUUGGUAGAACCUCUGAUGAUGCAUAAAACCAAGAAAAAGAACCUUGGCUUCCUGGAUGAAAGAAUCUGCAGUCUCAACGAGAGAUUGAGGAAACUAGAAAAGAAGAAGAAAAGAGGAUUGAAUGAAAAGCUUGUUCUUGAAGAAGAGUUGAGGAUUGCAAAAGCCAACCAGGAGGAGAUUCUUGCCCUGGAAGCCUCAAUCCGAUCACAAAUGGAGGAUUUAACAGCCUCUGUGGUGGUCAAUUCAGAGGAAGAAGUUGGGGUUGUGGAAGCAGUGAAGAUAUGGCUGGACAAGGAAUUGGAGAUUUUGAUCUCUAUCACUCAUGGUGACUCUCUUCAGGACAGUCUGAUUAGUGCUGCUAACAAAGCUAACAUCCCUUGGAUCUUUUAUGAUAUAUUGGCUAAAGAGCGCCUUUCCAAAGUCCGACCCCGCAUUCUCACUAUCCAUUAUUGAGAAGAUUUCUGGUGAUGUGUGUAAAAUGAUUAUUUUGUUUGGCACAGCAAUCUUUACAACACUAGUUCUGUGAGUUUUUCAGAUGAUACCUGCAUGCGGAGUUUUAGUUAGAAGAUAUGGUGAGCAGUAUUUUAGGUUCCUGCUUUUCACAAAGUAGAAGCUAAAUUUGGAGCAUAAAAAAU
Molecule: messenger RNA, 1150 nt
Organism: Cornus florida
Lineage: Eukaryota; Viridiplantae; Streptophyta; Magnoliopsida; Cornales; Cornaceae
Exons: 2
Coding region: 165-968 (267 amino acids)
Source: RefSeq, a predicted model, not a curated record